AUGAAUUUAAUAAAUUAAUGUUAAUAAUCAAAUAUUUCAUGCAUAUGUUAUUCAAUUUUAGUUGGAUAUGCUAUUAUCAUUACGCUUAUAGCUGGUAAAGCUCUCAUUAGAUUGAUGAAAUCUUCAACUAGUAAUUAAGAAUUAAAUCCAAUGAUAUUAUGCAUAGUAUAAUCUCUUUUACAUGUUAUUUAAUAUGCAGUGACCGAAAGUAAUACCUUAUAAAUAAUUACCCUCUAUUUUUAAAUACUUAUUUUCACUUCAAUUUCCUAAUUAUUUGCAAAAUUAUGCUUUUAGGUUAAAAGUGGAACUCUUAUUUUGAGAAACUUUAAAAUGUUUAAGAUUCUGCAAUAUAUUUUUUAUGGAAUAAUUUUGAUUUUUCAAAUAUUUGCGUUAGUUUUGUCUAGCUAAGAUUCAUGUGAUAAAUAUUAUUAUUUAAGUAUAAUUUUAAUUAUUGUUUAGCAGAUUACAUCAACCAUAGUUACAACUUAUUUUGGCUUUAAUUUACUCUAAAAGCUUAAAAGAGUCAGCUAAUUUAUAUAGUGUAAGACGAUGAAUCCAAAAGCUGUCUAUGAUUCUUUUGCUAACAUGUCUUUGUGCAAUUCCAGAGCUACAAUUAUAGAACCAAGAGAAUUGAUUUAGACAAGAAAGCAAAUUACUAUAGUUAUUGUUUUGAUGCUAAUCACAAUACUACUCUAUAUAUCAUUUAUUUUAAUUGCUAUACUAAUAUUCAAAAAAGUGACUUGUGAACAUUAAAUAGAUAUAAAUUAUUAGAAUUAUUUGAUAGUAAUUUAUGGAUUAAUUUAAAUGACUCCUUGUUUGGUCAUCCCUUACGCAUUUGGCUUUAUUCCGUAAGUCUAGGCUUAAGGAGAUUAUAAUGAUUGCCUAAUCAUUUUAGAUUAGUCGUAAGCAAAAUCAAAAGAUUCUAUUCAGAUUUGA
This is a messenger RNA of Paramecium tetraurelia, 936 nucleotides long. RefSeq lists its product as uncharacterized. The record is from RefSeq and is a predicted model, not a curated record. The transcript has 3 exons. Lineage: Eukaryota; Ciliophora; Oligohymenophorea; Peniculida; Parameciidae.